AUAUAACUUUAUCGAUAAGUAAAACAGAUGUGCUACGUAAUACGAAUUUUAAAAAUAGUGGCGGUAGUGUACAGGGAUGAAAAAGAAAAAGAACCGAUGACAGAGGGAGGCUUCGGUCAUGCGGCUAUUCUUCGAGGGGCGGUGGGAGGUUUCCGCGCCGCGGCCACCACCCCUCCCAUCUCCUUACUUCCCCCCUUCUUCCCCGUUUGUUUACGCACGCGAUCGCGUCGUGUCGCGUGCGUGCGUGCGUGUAUUACACUCUGCGACGUCGUGCUCGCGAUCGCACUGUACAAUACCGUGCCGUAUCGUGUUAUAACUUAUCACGGCAACGGUAUGCCCAGCAAAAAGAAAAAGUACAACGCUCGUUUUCCAGCGGGUCGUAUCAAGAAGAUUAUGCAGACGGACGAAGAGGUCGGAAAGGUCGCCCAAGCGGUGCCAAUUAUAAUCUCUAGGACCCUAGAACUGUUCGUACACUCUUUGUUAACUAAAACCAUGCAAAUUACGAGUGCCAAAAAUGCCAAGACUCUAAGUCCAUCUCAUAUGAAACAAUGUAUCCUGUCAGAGAGCCGAUUUGAUUUUCUAAAGGAUCUAGUGAAAUCUCUACCUGAUGUGUCGGGACCCGACGACGAGAUAUCUAUGUCACCGGAAACUCCUGCUCCAUUGCAAACUAAUGCACCAAGCACAGUUACUUCAUGUUCAACAACGACGCAUCCCGAUCCAUUAGAGUAUCAAAAACACUUGGGACUGCCAGUCAGCACUGAAACAAAUGCAAAUAACAGUAGUACAAGAGACAACGGAUCAAGUGUGGUUUCGAAUUUGAACCUCACAAAUCAAAAGGCCGCGAUGACAGUGACAGGACAUUUGCAGGUUCCGGAAUUCCACACGUCUAUACCCACGGCCUUCCAGAUUAGUCGACCAAAUUUUUAUACAGAGCUUAACCCGAGUGUGAGCGAUCAGCCGACGUCAAAUUUUGCUCGCACUGCUAAUAUCGAUGAGGAUUAUGACACAUAGUAAUUCUCCUCGUGAAAUCUAAAAAGUUCAAAACUUAUUAAACGUGUAACGCACGGAUUAGCUGGAGUACACAGUAGAAAGGACACGCGCGUACACACAUCAAAAACAUCUUUUAAUUGCUCACAUCACUUGUAAAUUUAGUGUCAUUUAACAUUUUCAAAUUAAAACAUUUCCUUAUUUGUUCAUGUACAUGUUUUAUACAAGAUUAGAACUAUACAGAUUAAACAAUGAAGUUAUUUAUCAUAUUUUUUUAUCUUAUUUUAAGCAAAUUAUUUAAAUUAAAGGAAACUUUAACUUUCGUAAAUAAAUGUCUAUUUAAUCAUUAUUAUACAGAUAUAUAUCUUGUGCGCUAUAAAAUUACGUAACAUAUAUAAAAUUAUUAUCGCGUCAAGCUCGUCAAAUUUAGUGUUUUUUAAACAGAUAUUUGUAUGUGUAUGUAUAAUGUAUAAUACGUUCUGUAUAUUUUUUUUACAACUAUACUAUUUCAUGUCGAUUUGUACUUUAAGAUAUCUGUAUUUAGUUUCUUUAUCUUAUCUUUUUUCAAAAUGGUUAAAGGGGAGAAAGAGAGAGUGAGAGUAAGUGAGCGUGUGAAUGAGUCAGAUAUCUUUUGACAGCUUCAUAAAAUGUAAAAAUUAUUAAGAGAACAUAUUACAACAAAAAGUUCCAAGAAA
This is a messenger RNA of Monomorium pharaonis (pharaoh ant), 1682 nucleotides long. RefSeq lists its product as uncharacterized. Lineage: Eukaryota; Metazoa; Arthropoda; Insecta; Hymenoptera; Formicidae. Gene Ontology annotation, cellular component: negative cofactor 2 complex; nucleus. Gene Ontology annotation, biological process: transcription by RNA polymerase II; positive regulation of transcription by RNA polymerase II; negative regulation of transcription by RNA polymerase II. Bases 28 to 1011 code for a protein of 327 amino acids. The transcript has 5 exons. The record is from RefSeq and is a predicted model, not a curated record. Gene Ontology annotation, molecular function: RNA polymerase II general transcription initiation factor activity; transcription coactivator activity; protein heterodimerization activity.